Equus quagga is the source of this 822-nucleotide messenger RNA. RefSeq names its product cerberus 1, DAN family BMP antagonist (gene CER1). The transcript has 2 exons. Lineage: Eukaryota; Metazoa; Chordata; Mammalia; Perissodactyla; Equidae. Gene Ontology annotation, molecular function: morphogen activity. The record is from RefSeq and is a predicted model, not a curated record. Gene Ontology annotation, biological process: signal transduction involved in regulation of gene expression; determination of heart left/right asymmetry. The coding region runs from base 1 to 822 and encodes 273 amino acids.
AUGCAUCUCCUCUUACUUCAGCUGCUGGUGCUCCUGCCUCUAGGGAAGGCUGCACGGCACUGGGCUGGCCGCCAGAGUCCGAGGUCUGCUUCUCUCGUGCUCCUAGAAAGGAAUCGCAGAGAGCUCCCCGUGGGCAACCACGAGGAAGCAGAGGAAAAGCCAGAUCUGUUUGUUGCAGUGCCACACCUGAUAGGUGCCAGCACUGCAGGGGAAGGCCAGAGGCAGAGAGAGAAGAUGCUCUCCAGGUUUGGAAGGUUCUGGAAGAAACCUGAGAAAGAAGUGCACCCACCUCAUGACUUGAUCAGUGAGAACUUCCCACCUGGGCUGCAUGCCCCCACUCAGCCAAAGGAUGGGAUGCAAGUGAAGAAAUCUCCUCUUCGGGAAGAAGCCAAAAAAUUCUGGCACCACUUCAUGUUCAGAAUGAGUCCGGCUUCUCAGGGGAUCAUCUUGCCCAUCAAAAGCCAUGAAGUGCAUCAGGAGACCUGUAGAACAGUGCCCUUCAGCCAGACUAUCAGCCAUGAAGACUGUGAGAAAGUAGUUGUACAGAACAACCUUUGCUUUGGGAAGUGUGCGUCUGUUCGUUCUCCUGGAGCUGCUCAGCACCCCCAUACCUUCUGCUUCCACUGCUUGCCUGCCAAGUUCACCACGAUGCACUUGCAGCUGAACUGCACUGGCCUUGCCCCCGUGGUCAAGGUGGUGAUGCUGGUGGAGGAGUGCCAGUGCAAGGUGAAGAUGGAGCACGAGCAUGGACACCUCCUACAGGCAGGCUCCCAGGCAGAAUUUCAUGCCCAGGAUCCCUUUAUCCCAGGAUUUUCAACUUAA